CCCAGAUCAGCGCACCAGUAUUCCCCACAGCUGUAUCCCUCCAAGCCCUAUCCACACAUUCUUUCUACACCAGCAGCUCAAACGAUGUCGGCCUAUGCAGGCCAGACUCAGUAUUCGGGGAUGCAGCAGCCAGCUGUCUACACAGCCUACUCACAGACAGGACAGACCUACAGCCUGCCUGCUUAUGAUCUUGGUGUGAUGUUGCCAGCCAUCAAGACAGAAAGUGGGCUUUCCCAAACUCAGUCUCCAUUACAGAGUGGCUGCCUCAGUUACAGCCCUGGGUUUUCUACCCCACAACCGGGCCAGACACCUUACUCUUACCAAAUGCCAGGCUCCAGUUUCGCACCAUCAUCUACCAUUUAUGCAAAUAAUUCCGUUUCCAAUUCAACAAAUUUCAGUGGCUCCCAACAGGAUUACCCAUCCUACACAGCCUUUGGCCAAAACCAAUAUGCUCAGUAUUACUCGGCAUCCACCUAUGGGGCAUAUAUGGCAUCCAACAACGCAGCCGAUGGCACAUCAUCGUCAGCCUCAACUUACCAGCUGCAGGAAGCUCUCCCAGGUCUGACUAGCCAGCCAGGUAAAGAUCUUCACCCCAAGUUUGAUACGGUGCAGAGCCCCUCCACACCAAUCAAAGACCUCGAUGACAGAACAUGUAGAAGUUCUGGGUCAAAGUCUCGAGGAAGAGGCCGGAAAAACAACCCCUCACCACCUCCGGACAGUGACCUGGAGCGUGUAUUCGUCUGGGACUUGGAUGAAACCAUCAUUGUCUUCCACUCUCUCCUCACUGGCUCUUACGCACAGAAGUAUGGCAAGGAUCCCCCAAUGGCUGUGACCCUCGGGCUCCGAAUGGAGGAAAUGAUCUUUAAUCUUGCUGAUACGCAUUUGUUUUUUAAUGACUUAGAGGAGUGUGAUCAAGUUCACAUAGAUGAUGUUUCCUCAGAUGACAACGGUCAGGACUUAAGUACCUACAGUUUUGCAACUGAUGGCUUCCAUGCAGCUGCAAGUAGUGCGAACCUUUGUUUGCCAACAGGUGUGAGAGGAGGAGUGGACUGGAUGAGGAAGUUGGCUUUUCGCUACAGAAGAGUAAAGGAAUUAUAUAACACAUACAAGAACAAUGUCGGAGGACUCCUUGGCCCUGCCAAGAGGGAUGCAUGGCUGCAAUUAAGGGCAGAGAUCGAAGGCCUAACAGAUUCCUGGCUAACGAAUGCACUUAAGUCUUUAUCAAUUAUUAGUACUAGGAGUAACUGUGUAAACGUCUUGGUAACGACGACGCAGCUGAUCCCGGCCCUGGCGAAGAUCCUGCUCUACAGCCUAGGAGGUGCUUUUCCCAUUGAGAACAUUUACAGUGCAACGAAAAUAGGAAAAGAAAGUUGCUUUGAACGAAUAAUGCAAAGGUUUGGCAGAAAAGUAGUAUAUGUUGUAAUUGGGGAUGGUGUAGAAGAAGAGCAGGCAGCGAAAAAGCACAACAUGCCCUUUUGGAGGAUAUCAAGCCACUCGGACCUCUUGGCUCUACAUCAAGCACUGGAGUUAGAGUAUUUGUAACUGUAUUCUCUAGCUGGGGAUCCAUUGUUUUUUUUUUAUAUUUCAAGUACACUGAAUUUUUAUGUGUGAUCCAAUGCCGCUGGCUUCUUCUCCACAUCUAAAUGGUCUUAAAGGAGGAAAUCAUGCUUGGAAUGAGAACUCCAGAGUGAAGAAUUCAGGUUGCUGAAUGGAAUUAAACUUUAGUGCUGCAGAAAGGAAACUCUAUGGUCUUAUUAUCUUUACAAUACUUUCAUGGUUUAAAAAAAAAUCUGUGGAGGUUGCUGACAGCCACCAAAUGAGUCCUAACUGGAAUUAACAGCUUUAGUAAAGAACUCGAGCCCUCCAGACCACAGCACCUGUUCUGCCUCUGACAAGGUGGUCGAAAACAUUCCUCAAAAUGAGAGUUCUUCUCACCCCUGAGGUUUGAAUCUGACUUUUAGCCUACCUAGCCCAGAAAAUCUGAAUCUGAAUGCACUCAGACUGUAUACUGACAGUCCUAUCUAGACCUGUAAUUUGUGUAAAUUAUUGAUGGAAAUAAUUUACUGUGACUUUAUUAGCAGCUGACUCUGAAAGUGGAUGCAAUUGUUCUUUUUUUGUCGGGGCGGGAAGAGGGCCAGGGAAAUGGGAAUAUAAUAUUGUCUCUUUUUUUAAGUUUGGCAAAGAGAAUGUUCAUACUGAUGCAUUGUGCCUUAAAGACAAGACAGCGUUUGUGUGUUACAAUGUAACUUUGGUUAAAGUCUCUGUAGAUAAUGAAAGACAAAAUAAACAAACAAACAGAAAGCAAAAAAAAAAAACCCAAAUAAACAAAAAGCUUGGUAAUAAUCCUUGGCAUGACCAAAUUUAAAAUUCAGACUGGCAUUUUAAUACUGAAUCAUCAACAAACUGAGGAUUUGUUAGAAUGAGAAACCAAUCGUAAUAAUACAAGAAGGCUUGCAUCUUAUUUGGCUUCUGAAUAUUUCCAGUAAUAGGUAAGAGUCAACUAUCUUAGCAUCAAUAAGCAAAAGGUUUGGGAAACAGUGAGUUCUUUAUUUCUAAAGUGAAAUAUAUGUUGAUGUCGCAACUAUCCUUUCUUACAGUUUUCUGGAAGAAAACUAAGAGCCAUAUUCAUGCUAAUUUACCCAAUUUCAAUUUAAGAUUCUGGACAUGUGUAAAUUGCUUAGAGAAAGAUAUUAUGGUGCAAACCAUUAGCAAAUAUCCUUCAAGUCAUUUUUAUAAUAUGCUAUGGCUAUAGCUUAACAUGCACAUUGAGUGGACAUGACAGAAUACGUUUGUCUUUCAUGUCACUCAAAAGCGAGUAUACCCUCAGUGAUAGAAGGCAGGUCUAUCAGAUAGCUCCCAAGGGAAAAAACACUGAGUCUAUGAAAAUUUUAUAGAAUAUCAUCAUAAAUUCAUUAUCAGACAAGCUAGGUCUUGACAACA
Molecule: messenger RNA, 2940 nt
Organism: Microtus oregoni (creeping vole)
Lineage: Eukaryota; Metazoa; Chordata; Mammalia; Rodentia; Cricetidae
Gene: Eya4
Product: EYA transcriptional coactivator and phosphatase 4
Exons: 14
Coding region: 85-1542 (485 amino acids)
Biological process (GO): negative regulation of extrinsic apoptotic signaling pathway in absence of ligand; positive regulation of DNA repair; cell differentiation
Cellular component (GO): nucleus
Molecular function (GO): protein tyrosine phosphatase activity
Source: RefSeq, a predicted model, not a curated record